Zasmidium cellare ATCC 36951 is the source of this 1005-nucleotide messenger RNA. RefSeq lists its product as uncharacterized. NCBI's taxonomy places the organism in Eukaryota, Fungi, Ascomycota, Dothideomycetes, Mycosphaerellales, Mycosphaerellaceae. The record is from RefSeq and is a predicted model, not a curated record. The transcript is spliced from 2 exons. The coding region runs from base 1 to 1005 and encodes 334 amino acids.
AUGGUACCGACCUAUACUCUCGCCGCUCUUGCAAUGCUUGGUACGUCCUGGGCGGCGCCGUUCGCUGAACCAGUUCCCACGGACCUCCCGGCCUCGUCAAGCACACAGACAAGCAUCAAUCAGCUAAGAGACCAACUCGGUCGCCUCACCGACGCCAUUUCCCCGGACAGGUCCAUCAAUGCCCAGAAUGGCUUCAAAGAAGUGGAUGCCCAAUUCCAGAACAUCGCUGGCCUGGUCAAAACACCGGGAAAUGCCACAAGUGCUACAUUCAGCAUCUCGACGCCUAGUGGUGUGAGUAGCAUGGCUACUUCUCCCGCCUCAGGCUCCGCAACUCCUACUUCUCAGCAGUCGCCAGCGGCCACUGCCUCUGUCGCUCCUCCAGAAACGUUCCCUACACACAACCCUUCGCUCAGCACCCCGACUUCAACCGCUGCUCGUCCAGAGAACUCCUCCACACAAGAGCCCUCGGAGAUCGACACUCUGACCAAUACUCCAGCGACAACUCCAUCCGUUACGGCUAAGCUCUCACCGUCAGCUUUCACUAUUGCCACCACAACCGGAACGGCCGCGCCUGCCGACCUCACGUCUGCAUACAACGCCCUGUUAGACUCCAUCGACCAGUUCAACAACUCCCUUACCACUUACGGAGACCAGAGUGUAGAGGCACAACGCGACAUCGACGACCUCUCAAAAAAGUCGAUCAGGUACGAUCAAACUGCGAUUGGGUCUGUCGACUUGGAGAAGCAAACAGAGGCUGGCUGCGCGCUUCCUAACAAUAACGAGAACGCGGCCGCUAUUGUGUUCCCCAAGCCGGCAAAUCAGACCGAGGCAUUUUCCUACGUGCAACAAAUCCAUUCCAACGUUGUUAAGACGUACGAGUAUUUCAGGCAAGGGAACACGGACCCCCAGAAUAUACAGGGCAACUUUUGUACCAUUGCGUCGACGUGGACGGCCUUAGCGGACUGGGUUGGCAAUUACGGGCUAUUCAACAAGACGAUGCUCUAG